This is a messenger RNA of Thelazia callipaeda (thelaziosis nematode), 255 nucleotides long. The record is from the annotation of a GenBank genome assembly. Lineage: Eukaryota; Metazoa; Nematoda; Chromadorea; Rhabditida; Thelaziidae.
AUGAGCGCUCUUCGGUGUGGGCAUGUAUUUCAUUUGAAAUGUAUCAAAUACUGGUUAAAUGAACAAGAAACAUGUCCCGAGUGCCGUAAGCCAACAAAACUUGAUGAAAUAUUUUCGUCAUUUUACUUUCACGAUGAUGAGGAUAGCAAAAGUACGUCAGAUUCAUAUACGGAAAGUAGCAGCUCGAACGAUUCGCGGGAUAUGGCUGAUUACAAUAAUUUAAUAGAGGAGGUACUCACUUCUGCCUUCUUUUAA